Molecule: messenger RNA, 1209 nt
Organism: Macadamia integrifolia
Lineage: Eukaryota; Viridiplantae; Streptophyta; Magnoliopsida; Proteales; Proteaceae
Product: ras-related protein RABE1c
Exons: 9
Coding region: 227-877 (216 amino acids)
Biological process (GO): regulation of exocytosis; protein secretion
Cellular component (GO): plasma membrane
Molecular function (GO): GTP binding; GTPase activity
Source: RefSeq, a predicted model, not a curated record
CGGAGAAGAACCGAUCAAGACAUCUCUCUAUUUAAAGAAAAGAAAAAAAGAAGCAAAAAAUAAAAAACCUAUUCGGUCCUCUUCUCUAUCUUCAAAUUCUUCAACGGCCGACCACUGCUGACGUACCUGACAAACACCUUCUCUCUCUUCCUCUGCCUUCUUUCUCUCCCGCUCUUUCAUUCCCGUUCUGAGGCGAAAAUUGUUUUAGGGUUUCUUUGAUUCUUCCAUGGCUGCUCCACCUGCUAGGGCACGAGCUGAUUAUGAUUACCUCAUAAAGCUUCUCCUGAUCGGCGACAGCGGUGUGGGCAAGAGUUGCCUUCUUUUGCGCUUCUCAGAUGGUUCAUUCACUACCAGCUUUAUUACUACCAUUGGUAUUGAUUUUAAGAUAAGAACAAUUGAGCUCGAUGGUAAACGGAUCAAACUGCAGAUCUGGGACACGGCUGGUCAGGAGCGGUUCCGAACUAUCACAACAGCUUACUAUCGUGGAGCGAUGGGUAUUCUGCUGGUGUAUGAUGUUACCGAUGAGUCAUCAUUUAACAACAUUAGGAACUGGAUUCGCAACAUUGAACAGCAUGCUUCUGACAAUGUCAACAAGAUACUGGUGGGGAACAAGGCUGACAUGGAUGAAAGCAAAAGGGCUGUUCCUACCUCAAAGGGCCAAGCACUUGCUGAUGAGUAUGGUAUCAAGUUCUUUGAGACUAGUGCAAAGACAAAUUUAAACGUUGAGCAGGUUUUCUUUUCAAUAGCAAGAGAUAUAAAGCAAAGGCUUGCAGAAACUGACUCCAAAGCGGAGCCUCAGACGAUCAGAAUUAACCCACCAGACCAAGCAGCUGGUGGUGCUCAAGCUCCCCAAAGAUCAGCUUGCUGUGGCUCUUAGGAUCAAAAUUCAGACUAGGGAGAGAGAACGGGCAGGGCCUGGAGGUGACACGCCUGUUGACAGAUUAAUCAGGACGGAAGUAUGAGGCGGGUGCUUGUAUUUUUCUCCUUACCAUUCUUUGCAACUACUAUUUUUAGCAUUUGAAAGUUAGUUUCUCGCUCAUUUGUGGAAUUUAUUAUAUGAGACGCGGUCAUCUUUUCUCUCGUGGGAAUUAGAAAACCAUAAUAUUUUUUUUUCCUUCCUUUCUUUGAGAGAACCUAUAUUGUUCAUCUCCUUGAUGUAGAAAAGUAUAUAGAAGCAGCCUUCAAUUUUACCUAUGCAACUUCACUGCA